This is a messenger RNA of Pecten maximus, 2283 nucleotides long. RefSeq names its product calmodulin-like. The record is from RefSeq and is a predicted model, not a curated record. Gene Ontology annotation, molecular function: calcium ion binding. The transcript has 6 exons. Bases 259 to 864 code for a protein of 201 amino acids. Lineage: Eukaryota; Metazoa; Mollusca; Bivalvia; Pectinida; Pectinidae.
CAUUAAGUCCGUAUUUAUACAGCCGUAGGGAUAUUGACGGGACGGACGUCAAACUGUCCGGCAGAUGGGAGCCAUACAAACCUCCCGGUAAACAAACUCAACUGUAAGCAUCUAGAGACCAUGCCAUGAUCACAUGCUGCAUGAAUCUUGACAGCUCAGUGGGUUAGAGCGUGGGCCACGUAACCUCAUAUCACAGUUGCUAGGUUCGACAAUCCCAGACCGUGUCUGCCCUACAGUGACAAGUAAUCAAAACAAGAUAUGGCGACUUCAAAUGACCCGGAUGUAGCCACGGAUGAAGACGCUUCGGAACCAUUACCACUAAGCGAGAUGUCAUCCAUGCCGAAACCUAGAAAAAGGUUUAGUCUGAAACCAGAGGAUGGCGAGAAACCGUCUAGGACUUUGACGCAGGAGGAAUUAGCAGAGAUCCGAAGAUCGUUCUCAAUCAUAGACGAAAACGGUGACGGGAAGAUAACUCUGGAGGAACUCCAGGGCGCCGCCUACAUUCUAGGGAUUUACCCGACUGAGGAGGAGGCUCAGGAAAUGUUGGAAGAGGCCGACCUUGACGGUGAUGGCAGUAUUGACUUCGAAGAGUACAAGAAUUUGAUGAUGUUCAACUACAUUUCAAUCGAUAUGGAGAAGGAAAGUAUGAUCACAGCCUUCCAGACGCUUGACAAGAACGGAGACGGCUUCAUAUCAAUUGAAGAGCUCCAAAAGGCGUUAAUGUUUAAAGACCCGUCGACACUUUAUCCCGGAAGUGACGACGACGCUUGGAGAACUAUUCUAUUAGACGCCGACGAAAACGGCGACGGGAGGAUAGACUAUGUCGAAUUUGUGACAUCCAAAUUGUGUUCAAAGAUAUUUUAAUGCAUCGAAGUACCAAGAGAAGUAUAGGACAACAUUUACACACAGGAAAGGUUUGACUUUUACCUUUGAACAAUCUAAAGCUUCCAAAGUUCGUGAACAGUUUUUGCCGAUGAGGAUUAUAGCUUGCCUCGUUUAUGGACAAACUGAUGUUCUGUCGAGAGAUAGAAAGUUAAAUGCACGAAGCAUACUUGGAAGUGAAAUAUUGCCAGUUUUCCCGGAAAAUUAAUUAAUGACGUUUCUAGAUUAAGGAGAAUCGGUGGCUUCCUGAGGAUUGCAACAAAUAUGACCGUAUCAUGGUAAAAUCAAUGGCCACAUGGAGAACGUUAUGAUGACGUAGAUAUAAAUCAACCAAUCAAAUUUGGUGGGGUGGUUUCCGGACAUUCGGCCUUUUCCAUAAAGAAUUAUUAAACACUCCCGAGGGUUGUCAAACAGACAUUGCAAAUGAUGGCAUUUUGAAGCAGAGUAUACCACUUUUGUCAACACCAACGAAAAUAUUUGUAUUUGAAAUAGACCACAGUUUAGAAGACGCAAAGUAGCGAGAGAAAUUUCGUCAAAAAACCAAGACACUAGGAUGUUGAGGAAGUUGCUGAUGAAUGCAAAAGAAAAGAGACAAUCUGAUUGGUCAAUAAUUAAUAUGCUAAUUAGAAAAGGUCAUUGUGAUGCCUAUUUCAACGGGGUUUCAUCAUAUCUCGAUUCAACGAAUAACAAAUGGAUUUUAAUUUUAUUUCAAUUUUAAUACGAUUGUUUUCAUGCAACCUAUUUUGUGACGUCAAUAUAGAGACGGCAAUUAUAUGACGUCACUAUGGUAAAGGAAGUAAAACAACAUUUUACUAAUGCAAAUGGCCUAAAGUGUCUUUGUAGAUAUAUAUAUCGACAGCACAUAAUACACAGUAAUAUGAUGUAAUUAAUAUAUAUAUUUAUAUCAUACAUUGUAAAGUGUUUUUCUUUUUUUCCUUGUUGUUUAUCGGGCAUUACGGGAAAAAGAUUAAAAAAUUAAGUCGAGUUCUAAGGGAAGAGUUAUCUCCCUUCCUGAAAUGUAGUUUUCUAGUAUAUUAAUUCAACGAAUGUAGACAUUGUUUACUAACAAAAUUCCGCAUGCUUAAUAGGGGUCUAUCUGUCCAAAAUGUGGCCUUUAAUCAGCAUGAAAUUCAUAGGUCAUAAUAAAUCGUCUUCUCGACAUCAAACAUGUGACAUUGUCUAUUUCGUGCUUGAAUAUACGCCCUAUUGUUUGUCAUUCCGGCUGUUUAGUUCGUUAUUGUUGUCUGUUAUUUGUUUACUGUUACACGUAAAAGCAUAUUAAGUGUAAGAUCCUAAAACUAGACAAACAAAAUUCCAUGAUCAUUUGAUACAAACAAGCAAAAAUAUUAUUAAUUUGUUAUGGUAUAACUAUUAUCAAAUCAAACGAAUAAACUGUUGAGC